This is a messenger RNA of Osmia bicornis bicornis, 6652 nucleotides long. Its product is annotated as polycomb group protein Psc-like. Gene Ontology annotation, cellular component: PRC1 complex. Bases 225 to 2675 code for a protein of 816 amino acids. The transcript has 4 exons. Lineage: Eukaryota; Metazoa; Arthropoda; Insecta; Hymenoptera; Megachilidae. Gene Ontology annotation, biological process: negative regulation of transcription by RNA polymerase II. The record is from RefSeq and is a predicted model, not a curated record. Gene Ontology annotation, molecular function: metal ion binding; promoter-specific chromatin binding.
UAUCGCGAGAGAGAGCCUCGGGGCGCCGCACGCCGACGGACGGAGCGGCGUUGCCACCUCUCUUCGUUCGCUGCACCGCGAGAAGCGGCGGCGAUACGGCAACCAAGAACACCGUCGUUGCCACGUCCGCUGCUACGUUCCGCUGCCAGCCGGGACGGCAGCUCGCUGCUGGCCACCACGACCAUCUCUCUCGCUACGCUGCUGUUUCAGAACCGAGUAGCGACAUGGAGGCAAAGGAGAGGGAGAAGCCACUGGUUAAAGACUUGAACGAACAUAUCGUGUGUCCUCUGUGCAGAGGCUACCUCAUAGAUGCUACAACCCUGAUGGAAUGUCUGCAUUCUUUUUGCAGAGGUUGCAUAGUCAGAAGAUUGAGCAGCGGUGCACGAGCAUGUCCCGUGUGCAAUGUCGCGACAACUCCGCCGCUUUUGCCUGACGUGAAGCUGCAACGACUGGUGUAUCUGGUGGUACCGGGUCUCUUUCGGUCCGAGCUCGAGCGAAGACGUCACUUCCGUCUGGUGAACCCACAAUGCCCGCCUCUGGCCCUACCCUUGGGAGCCCUGGACUUAACCUUGGAUGAUUUCGUCAGCCUAAGCCUGUGCGAGCUCGACGAACCGGAAGAGGAGGCACAUGGUCAGCCAACGGAAAAUCGUACCGGGUCACGACACCGAAACAAUGUUGAAUCGCAAGCGAAACACGAAGACGCUAUACGCGUUAGAAGCACCAGAUAUCUCAAGUGUCCUGCAGGAGUAACUGUUCGACACCUUGUGCGACUGUUAAUGCUAAAGAGAGGCUGGGAAGAAGCUAACUCUCAAGGAACGAACAACAGGAUCGAAAUGCUGUGCGAGAAGAACAACGAGCAACGACGAGGUGGCACGAAGAUGAUGCUCCUGGAUCAAUCCUGGACUCUGUUAGACCUAGCCUGCAUAUUCGGUUGGAAGAGGGAAGCACCCAUGAAGCUGUUUUAUCGCGUGGUACGUAAAGAGGAUACCGAUCCGAUGUCGAGAUUGAGUUCUUACGACGAUGGGACGAGCAAGGAUGUCACGACCAUGGAGAACAUCCAAAGACCGCCAACUCCUCCGCCGAGUCCAAAACCAGCCCAAGAAUGCGAAGUGGAGGCUCGUAGGAUUUUAGAAAGUAGUAGCGAGCCGCCUCGAUCCUUGGAAGCGAAUUUGGAACGCGACAAAGAGUCAAAGGCGAAGAAACCCCGAUGCGAGGUGACGCCCGUCAUGAGAACUCCCGACCUCGUGCCGAUACAAAGUAGCCACACUGCAGAAAGCUCGAAGAGCAAAGAGUUGACGCGAUUAGAGCACCGAAAGCGUAGAAAACGACGGAACAAACGAGUAAUCGCCGAAAUCACCACCACGCCGAGGGAGGAUCUGUUGAAGUUGAAGGUUCGAUUAACGCCGUGUCCACCGAGGAUCACGUCGAGUACCAGCAGUGGCCAAACCAAGGAGAAGUUGCUGCAGAUGAGAGCAGUUAGAAGGGAGAAGAUCAAAGUUAGUCAACGAACGUCGAGUUCCUCGAUUCGAGAUGAAACCGGUACGAAGGAGAACUUGGGUGAUACCGAAGAGACUAUAGAGGAAAUCAUAGACAGCAUACCGGACGAGGUUGUCAGAAUCGCGCAGAAUAUAAGUACCCAAGGAGAGGAAGCAUCCUCGGCUACGACGGACAGAACCGAUCAGAGAAACGCGACUUCGAAAUGUAGGUCUACAACCAAGAAAGAGGAAACCGAACCGGAAACCGUUAAAGCAGCGGAGCAAGUUGAGACGGAUCGUCCGAAGAAAGACGAGGAGAUCCUUCGACGAUUGGGUCUGGUAGCUGUGAACAAGACAGGUGAGAAUUUCCAGGAUAAAACCAAACAGCGCGUUCAAAACAACAGCGAGAAGGGACUGGACCGGGAGAAACUGGAGAAACAAUUGCGCGAAAGCAAAGCUAACCGAGUGAGAAGUUUACUAGCAGAAAAACAGAUGCGCGACGCGUUGAAGAGCAUAAUGUCUAAAACGAAGGACCAUCCAUCCCCUGUUCAGACAACGACAGGCCCAAAGAAGAAGGGACCGCCACCACUGGCGCCUCUGCGCGUCGCGAAACCUUCGGGUUUCGCCGCAUCGAGCGCCAUUUUAGAAGCGAACACUUCCAAAUAUGAGAUCCCAUUGGACCUGAGCAGUGGUGGAGCUGUGCACAACAACGUCCUCGAUCUAUCGGCCAAUUUGACCACCGGUAAUUUCACCUCGUCUCCAUCUUCAUCCUCGUCCUCCUCACCAUCCUCCUCUUCGUCCUCUUCUUCUUCUUCUUCUUCCUCCUGUUCCGUACCCUCCUUGAAUCCCAGACCAACGCGUCCAGCGAUCUCUUCGGGAAACCUACUAAGAGGGAAGACGAAGGACUCGGAACAACGACGAGGUCAAGAUUCUAAUCUGGUAACGCUUUCUGACGCAGCUGUGUCUCUGCUAAGCAUCGACAAGAACGCGGUCGAUCCACUGGUGCUGGCUUCGACCAGCAUCGCCAGCAAGGUGGCUCUGCGAAUACCGCAGCCUCAUCAAAGAAUCUCUGGUUUUGGGAUGAAGAUUAAACCGAAUCUGGGUAUCAGACAUAUCCCUAAUCCUCAAGCGGUGGUCGCCUCGCAGUACAGGAAUCAAAGGGUCAGUUACUUUAACACUGCCUCGCAACAACCACCCUAAGCAGGGACGUGUUCUCGAUCCACUGUCUAUCUAUUCGAACGACGGGUUUUUCUUUUCCAAUUAUUUACUUCUACAGGCGUCAGCCAUGUUAGGGAAAGAAUAUUCUUUGACGAUUCGAAUAGAUUGCGGAAGAAUAUCUUUCUCCUUACACUUCUUUGCUAGUUGUUUACGCGUAAAAAUACAGAAACAAGAUUCCUAUGUGAACUAACCCAAAGGCUGUACGUUACCAUAUACAUACAUAUUUUCUCCUGCUUCCUAAAACGUUUCGUGAAACUCGAGCGACUUUCGCGUGGGUGCGAAGAGACACGCGGGUACACCCGGUAGCAUAAACUAGAACGGCCACUCGGAAAGUGAAAGCGAAAGAACGAUUGCGACAUUUGAUACGGUAAGGGUACACGAAAUUCGUAUACUUUUCAAAACUGACCGGUAUUAACCCUUCGAACGGCGGACGCCGGGUCAAUAGGUGACCCAGACCUACUAGAGGUUCGAGGGUUAGUCUAGAUGAGAAAUUAAGGUUUCCGUGUGUCUUUAUCCACGAACGAAAAAGAAACGAUAGCGGCAUCCAAAACCGUUGUUACCUAGAUGUACUAAGACUACGUAUGUUUGUAAUGCAUGUAUACGUGUUUAUGAUCAACCAUUAACCCUUUGCCUUAAUAUGGAGCCUCACAUUACGUCUGCAAUGAUUAAAAUUUUAAUUAAUAAAAUUGAGAGUUUCCAAGGGAACGUUAUAUCAAAUAUUUCACUUCCCUUUUUACAUACAGUUUACUUUAACGUACUCGGUCAGCAAGUAAGGCAAAGGGGUUAAACGCAAAUCGUCGUGCUAGAGUUAACUAACUAAUUUUCGAGAAGAGGCAAUUUGGCGAACGAUUCUAUCGGCCAUGAUACCACGGUUGACAGAGAUAUAUUGGACGUAAUAUAAGUCAUAGGGGUUGUAGAGAGAAUAGUUGGGUGAAUGGUUAGGAUUAUGGUGGAUGGUUGACGGAUAAACUGUCUUGUCUCUCCUUUUUUUAGAAACUUAGCGAAACAUGUACUUCAUAGAGAUGCCAAAGAACGCCAGAGAACGUGUGCAAUGUAUUAGUGCAAUUUAAUUAUCGUCUAUUAUAAUAUACAUACAUAUACAUAUAUUAUAUAUUGAUCGCAGUAUAAGACCGAUUCAACUCGUGGCAAAGGAUUAAUAUCUAUUAGUCCGAGCGGUUAAUAGCGUACGAAUCGGAUGAACGACGGUUUCGAACAGUCCCUCAACUAAUUAUAGAAGAUAAUUAUUAAACUCGAUGUUGCGGAAAGCUUUGCAAAAGCUUUCGUUCAAUUGGGAGGUCUUAAAAUGCACGCACGAGGUUUUUAUUUUAUAAAAACGUAAAAACUCGCGUAGCUAUUAUUAUUAUCGAUUUGAGAAUGAUACGUGGGGUGUCGUGUGACUGCUGGUACGAGCUCAAAGAUGGCAAUCCUGCGAGGAGGAUACAAUUGAAAAAUUGUGAAAUAAAGAUUCUCUUACGAAAGGGCACAGUUAGCGAGAUUUCUAACACUUUUUAAGUUAAUAAAAUAACAUUGUUAAAAAAUUAGUGUCUCUCUUUUCUUAUCCAAUUUUUUCCCUCGUACUACCAGUUACACGACACUCUUUAUUGUAAUCUAGGAUCGAAAUCUAAGAAAAGAACACGUUUACCAGGAAUCCAGAUCUUACUCGAACGAUCUUAAUGAUUAUAAAACAGUAUGCACAUCGAUCGGAGCGUACGCAUUGCGUAAAGAGAGUAUGAUAAUUAUCGAAUAAGAGUCAAGGUGGAUAUGCAAACAGAUUGUAAAACGAAUCGACGUGAUGAAAAUACAUAUGAAAAUGAAGAGAUCAAAUGAAACUGCAUUAUACAUAAUGAUAUGAAUAUAGUACGUGUAAGGAAGCAACGCGUUGAGUAAGUUGGUGCUGAAGGUUUGUCGUACAUUUGCAUCGAAAUUGAGUAAUUAGGAAAAUUGAGCAAAGGUUAUUGAUUAACUCCCUACGCUACGUUCAGAGUCCAUUGAAAUUAUUACACAUACGAAAAGCCUUUUGCACCAUGUAUGAAAUAAUUAUAAUAUCCAGUUACUCCAAUUUUUAUUCAUACACAUGCGAAGCCAAAUGUAAACGCAUGAACGAAACAAGAGAGAUCCACGAAACCGGACGUUUCAAUUAAUAACGAAUUUGUGUCAAUUAGUUUCCUGGUUACACGAUAUCGAAGAGGAACCAAGCGAUUUCGAGUAUGCUGAAAAUCAAAAACUGCCAUUUUAGGAAAAACGAGGACUGCUCGUUAGAAUUUUAAUGGUGAAUUUAAAGGAAAAAAAAAAACUAAAAGGGACCCAGAUUUUUACGGCAUUGUUAUUUUUCUACAGCGUUUUUAAACGAAAUCGACUUACGUUCUAUCGUCACGAUCGAUCAUAAUUUAUUCGUUGAUCCACCGAUUAUGGAAUAUCUAUGUUGAAGAAGUAGUAAGACGACGUUUAUUGGAGGUGGUGGUUAAUAAAAUAUAACCACGAGAAAUAUAUUAAUCCUUUGCAGUCUAAACGUGUCUCUGAUACUAUUACCUAUAAUGUCUGUGAAAUAUGAAACGAUCAGAAAAUUUUCUAACAUCCUUAGCUUCAUUAUUAUUUUAUCCCCCAAAGGAUUCUCUGUGAUAUUCCAUACAUUAAUUCGACGUAAGUUGGAUGGAUAAAUGGACCGCAAACGGUUAAUAUUAGAUUUGUUUCAAAAAUGAACUUUAACCCUUAAAUCGGUAUUCCUUUGAAUAUUUAAAUUGGAUAUUUGGUCGAAGGAUUAAUCUAUUGUUGAAAAUAAUAUCCGUGUACUUCCUUGUUAAUACCUUACCUCCGGUUCUCGGAUACCAUAAACACUAUUUACCGAAAUUUUUAUACUUCGAUUGAAUUGUAAAUGAAUCGUUAACCAUCAUAGUCUAUAAAUAGAUUUCCAGUCGGUAAGGUGUUAACAAUACAAGCGAUAUAAAUCAUUUCUAAAAUUAUAGAUUCUCAAAGACUUUAACGCCUACGUACUUCAGUGUCUACGAUGUAACGAGGGAUCAAGAAUUCUUUCGAUCGACAAGUUACUUCCUACGUUGUCUCUUCGCUUGUUAACAUUGUAACAUACACGAAGAACAUUUGCGCCCAACUGUGGCGAUUUUAUGGACGUUUCUUUAAACCUUUAUAUCUAACGUAUCGUAAGCGUAGAAUGCCAAAAAGAAAGAAAAAGAAACAAAUUAAGAUUGUCAUAAGAGCGAUCGUUGAAAUCGUAUCUAUAAAUCAUCAAGCUUUAUGCGAAUGUUUUAGAUUAAAAAAGUUAUUGAAAUUGUAUGUAAAAGUUCAUGUUGUUUUCGUUCGAUUGUCGCCAAGACGAUCAUCUAAGAUAUAUAGUUACAUUAAUUUUUGUUUGAGAAAUUUUAGGAAUCGUAAUGAUAAGCGUGAGAUACCGGUUAUGCUUCGAAAGCAUUGUCGUGAUCAAUUCGCGACAUAGAAUGCAACUAAUUAUACAGUUACUAUGAAUAUUAUUGCCCAUGAUUACCCCAUAUUUAACGCAAUACAGUAUUUCUAUGAUAAGCAAACUGUGAGUUAUAAUCGAGAUAAGAAUGUCAAUAAGCAUUGAAGAUACAAUGAUUCAAAUGUGUUAAGCCGUCUUUGUUCCCGUAUUUGAUUUGAGUUCUUGUUUAAUAUGUUACAAAGAACGGUCCUAAAGUUAUGACGAAUUUGCUUGAUUAAAAUCAAAAUCAGAACAGAAGAGAAAUCGCAAAUUAUCAUACGUGUUAUGUUAUUACGUAUUCGAUACGAAUAAUCGUUCGAGUAUCUAAUUAUCCUAAUUAUCAUUUUGUUUGGAAACUACCCCGCUACGUCUUGUUGAUGAACAGUAAUCGGGGCAACAUUUGUUAUUCCUAAUUAACUAGCGUGUUUAUUUUGUUAACAUUGUUUUUAAACAUGAUUACAUCCACUGUACGAUCAUUGCUCGGCAAUAAAUCAUGUGUAUAAUCACA